UGUGAGGCACCAAUACCAUGGGCUAAAUUACCAGCACCUAUUUGCUGCGUCCCCUGCCAGAGCCUGAACUCCCCUGUUUACAGCCCUGACCUAACAUCCCAUUCUCCCCCAGCCAUGAUCCCAAAUCUGGCACUUUGAAAACCCUCAUCCCGCUUUUCUCACGAGACUGAGGUUUCACCCGUGGAUUGGAUGGGGACGACAAAGAGGAACAUCUUUUCCUGAGUGGGAUUUAAUAUCAGCUGGCUGAAACCACCCAAGUAAGAUUACACAAGCAAAAUCAAAGGACAUUCGGCUGAAGUGCCACCAUGGCUCAGGCAACUAAAGGUCCCGCAGUGAAGCCCAUCCCUCCCACUGCUGUAGAUGCCCCGGCUAGGGCAGUGCACCCAGACUCACUUACAGCCCGGAGCCAUGGAAUUUUACGAAUCAUGAAUUGCCCGGCACAAUGGGUGGUCAUCAUCACACUUCUGAUCUCUUGGUCAAUAGCAGGUGUUGUCAUGUUUGACUUUGUCAGUGACGAUCAGAUUGCAAGCAUCCAAGAUUUCGGCUCUGAUCCAGUGCUAGCAGUGAACAAAGCCAUUGAAGUCAUUGAAAACAGGAUAAACCAUAUGAAUGAUAUGUUUAAUGAUGCUCAAGAGCACGUCACUGAAAUAAUAUUUAAUCCGGUGGAAGCUAUUAGUUCAGCUGCUGACUCAUCUGUGUCUUAUCUGUCAGGAAUAUUUAGUGCCGAUGGAGAUUCAGGAAUCACUGAAACAGUGAAAUAUGGGGGCACUGUAUUGGAUGAGGCUACAGAAUGGAUCAAAUCCCCAGUGAGCUACGUAUUCCACUUAUUUGAAGACAUUCUGGAUAUAGUGGUUGCUCCAGUGGAUAUGGUCAGUGAAGCUCUUGUGCAAAUUUUAAGUGGGAUCAAGACUGUUAUACAGUGUAUUUCCACCAUGUUUGGGGGCAUUGAAGGGGACACAGGCAUCACUGAAACAGUGAAACUUGGUGGCACUGUAUUGGAUGAGGUUACUGACUGGAUUAGAUUCCCAGUGGCUUACUUAUUCCACUUAUUUGAAGAUAUCCUGGAUGUAGCAAUCAUCUAUCCAGCAGACAUUGCCAGUGAAGCAGCUCUGCAAAUUUUAAGUGGGAUCAAGACCAUUUCUUCAACCAUAUUCGGGAACCUUGAAGCUUGGUUUCCCAAAAUGAGCACUGAUCCUGCGGAGCUGGCUGAAAUAGUUGUAGAGGAGGCCGCAGAAGUAAAGACCACCGUUUCUAAUUACCUAUCCAGUCUGUUUGCAGCGGAUGAAGGUGGUAUUCCUGACCUUAGCUUUGAUCCCAUGAAAGUUGUCACAGACACUGUUGAGGAGUUUGAUGACAGGAGGGAUAUGUUCUUGGCUUAUCUCUCAAACAUGCUCAUGGAAGACAAAGAUGACACACCGCAAGUGAUAAGACGUAAAGGAGAAUUUCUGCCCCCUAUGGAAAAAGUUGCAGAAAUACUAGGCAAAACACAGGACCCUGCCUAUGCUGCCUACAUUGCUGUGAGAUCCACAGACAGUACUAAACAGGAAAUAAAAGAGGUUGAGGAGGAACGCGGUGAGGUAGAAGCUGCUGAAGAUACAACUGAAAAAGCUCAAGAUAUUGUGGACGUUACAACGGAGGAAGGGAGGGUUGAAACGGCUUGGGACAGCUCUGAUGUCACAGUUGAAGACGAUGAGGCUGCCUCCGAUGUCAUGGAGGAGGAUAAAACUGCUGGAACAGUUGAAGAUAUUGCAGAUGUUACAGAGGAGGAACCUUCUGUUAUGCAAGAAGACAUAGAUGGGGAAAUAGAACCUGAAAAGUUUGAGGAUAUCUCUGAUUUUGCAGAGGACGAAUCAACUGAUAUGACCUCUGAUGCUACAUAUGUGAAGGACAUGGAUGAUACCUCAGAUGUUGUAACAGCAGAUGAUGAAGUUACUGAAACAGUUGGAGAUAUUUUGGAUGUUACAGAGGAGGAACUUUCUGAUAUGGCAGAAGUCAUAGGUGAGGCAAAAGCAACUGAAAAGUUUGAAGAUAUCUCAGAUUUUGCAGAGGAUAAAUCAACUGAAACGACAUCUGAUGCUACAGAUAAGAAAAAUGUUGACGAUACCUCAGAUGUCGUUACAGAAGAAGAAGAAGUUACUGAAACAGUUGAAGAUGUAGAUGUUACAGUGGAGGAAACCUCUGAUAUACCAGAAGUCACAGAUGAGGAAACAGUGACUGAAAAGGUUGAAGAUAUAUCAGAUUUUGCAGAGGACAAAUCAACUGAAAUUACUGAAUCUGAUGCUACAGAUAUGAAAAACAUUGACGAUACCUCAGAUGUUGUUACAGAGGAAGAAGAAGUUACUGAAACAGUUGAAGAUGUAGAUGUUACAGUGGAGGAAACAUCUGAUAUUCCAGAAGUAUUAGAUGAGGAAAUAGCAACAGAAAAGUUUGAAGAUAUCUCUGAUUUUAAAGAGGACGAAUCAGCUGAAAAGACCUCUGAUGUGACCGAAGACAUUGAUGCUGUUACAGAGGAGGAAGUAGUUACUGAAACAGCUGAAGAUAUUCCAGAUGUUACAGAGGAGGAAACAUAUGACAUUCCAGAAGUCAUAGAUGAGGAAUUAGCAACUGAAAAGGCUGAUGAUAUCUUUGACUCCGUAGAGGACGAGUCAACUAUGAUAACCUCUGAUGUGACAGAAGACACUGAUUAUACCUCAGAUAUUGUUACAGAGGGAGAAGUUACUAAAUCAGUUGAAGAUAUUGCAGAUGUUACAGAGGAACCAUCUGAUAUGCCAGAAGUCAUCGACAUUGAUGAUACCUCAGAUCACGAUACCUCUGUAGUUAUAGAGGAGAAAGAAUCAACUGAAACAAUUGAAGAAGCAGCAAUUGAAACAGCAGAAGGUACUUCCUAUGUUACAACCAAAACUGAAUUAGACAAUACAGAUGAAAAUGAAUUUCAGAAAUAUCCCAGUGUUACAGAGGAGGAGGAAGAACCUGAAAAAGUUAAAGAUACUUCUGAUUUCUUAGGUGAGGAAGAAGAACCUGAGACAGAUGAAGAUACCAGCACUGAAGAAACAGCCGAAGAGUCACUAGAAAAUGAACAGCCACCUGAAUUGGCUGAAGCUACUCCAGAUACCAUCUGUGUAAAGGAAAAGACUGAAGCAACAGAACUUGAUGAUCUUGAAGUCCUGGGUAAGGAUGACAUGAAAGUGGAAGGCAAGGAGGAGAAGGAAGAUGUGGCAAUUGCUGAUGCUGAAAAGGGCACAAAGAACCUGGAGAAUGAUCUAGAUGAAGAUGAGGUUGAGGUUUUAAAAGAGGAGACUAAAGAUCAAACUAUCUUGGGAACCACUGCUGGUGAAGAUGACCAUGAUGAUGAAGAGGAGCUUGUCCUUUCUCCUGUCCAGCAGGAUCUAACAAACAGAGAUGAUGAAAAUAACAAUAACAAUGACAGGAAGAAAGAUGCCAUAAAAAGAGGCCUGAGCGGGAGAAAAACACCAAAGAGUCAUUCCACUGAAACAGAUGACCAAGAAGCGCACAAGCAUCUUCAUGAAGUUCUUGAACAAGUGAAAGAAGCCAAAGAGAAAAAAGCUAGAGAGGAGAUAUACAAAAUCAUUCAAGAUAUGAGGGAGAAGAAGGCUGAUGGUGAAGAGGAAGAGAUAACACUACAACAAAUAAACAUAACAGUAGAAAAAGUCAAGAAAAAAAAAGAACAUGAGAAAAAGGAGAUAGAAAAGGCUAAAAGAAAAGAAAAAUCCAAAGAGGACAAGACUCGAGAACCAACAAACAAGGACACCAAGAAAAAACCUGACAAAAAGGUCAAGGUGACUAAAGUGGAUGAGGAACCUCCUCUAAAAAAGAAGAAAUCUGGACCUGAGAAAAAGGUUAAACCAGCAAAGAAAGAUGUUGAGAUGGCCAAGGACAAAAUCAAAGCAGUACCUGUAAAGAAAGAAGCUGAAGUGGCCAAAAAAGAGAUCAAACCAGCACCAUCUAAGAAAGAGCCCGAAGUUACAAAAGAAAAGGCCAAACCAGCUCGUUCAAAGAAAGAAAAAGCUGAUGUUAUCAAAGAAAAGGCAAAACCAGCUCCAAAAGAAAAGGUUGCUGAGGUUGUCAAGAAAAAAGCUAAGCCAGUAAAGAAAGAACCUGAGGUUAUUAAAGAAAAGGUCCAGCCUGCACCUUCAAAGAAAGCUGAAGCUCCCAAGGAAAAAGCUAAACCUGUGAAGAAAGCUGAAGCCAAGGAUAAACCACCAGCACCUGUUAAAAAAGAAGCUGAAGUCGCUGUCGAAAAAGCAAAACUUGCUCCUGUAAAGAAGGAGCCUGAGGUUCCCAAAGAGAAGGCCAAACCGGAGCCCUCAAAGAAAGCAGCUGAAGAGAAAGAAAAACCUGUCCCUGUGAAGAAAGCCGAAGCCCCCAAAGAGAAAGAGAAAGCUGUUCCAGUAAAGAAAGAGGCUAAAGCUCCCAAGGACAAAAUUAAACCGGCCCUUUUGAAGAAAGAGCCUGAUGUUUCUAAGGAGAAAGAAAAACCACCAACUGCCAAGAAAGAAGGGAAGCCAACAACUGCUCCUGUUAAAAAAGAGCCUGCAGUUGCAGAAGAGAAAGUCAAACCAGUACCUUCAAAGAAAGAUACUGAAGCUACUAAGGAGAAAGUGAAACCAGCCCCAGUUAAGAAAGAGCCUGAGGUUUCCAAAGAAAAAGCCAAGCCAGAACCUUCAAAGAAAGAGGCUGAAGCUGUUGAUGAGAAGGCUAAACCAGCACCAGUUAAAAAAGAACCUGAAAUUAUUAAAGAAAAGGAGAAACCUCCAAAGAAAGAAGCUGUAAAAGAAAAGCCCAAACCUGCUUAUGUAAAGAAAGAACCUGAAGUUCCAAAAGAAAAAGCAAAACCUGAACCUACCAAAAAAGAGGCAAAAGUUGCCAAGGACAAACUUAAACCUGUCGCUGUGAAGAAAGAACCUGAAGUUACCAAAGAGAAAGCCAAACCAGAACCUGCAAAGAAAGAGGCUAAAGUUGUCAAGGAGGAAGCUAAACCAGCUCCUGUAAAGAAAGAGGCUGAAGUCAUCAAAGAUGUUAAACCAGCCCAUGAGAAGAGAGAGGUCAUCAAGGAGAAAGUUAAACCGGCUCCUGUAAAGAAAGAGCCUGAAUUUGCUAAAGAAAAGACACCUGAACCAAAACCCAAAAUAGAGCCUGAAGUUAUCAAAGAGAAACCAGCACCUCCAAAGAAAGCUGAGGUUCCAAAGGAAAAGGCAAAGCCAGUCCCAGAAAAGAAAGCACCUGAAAUAAUCAAAGAAAAACCAAAGCCAGCUCCAAAGAAAGAAGCUGAAGUCAUCAAAGAGAAAGUAAAACCAGCCCCUGAGAAGAAAGAGGCUGAAGUCAUUAAGGAGAAAGUAGCUCCUGUAAAAAAAGAGCCUGAAGUUGCAAUUAAAAAGGCACCUGAACCAAAACCGAAACCCACAGAGAAAGUUGAGGUUCCAAAGGAAAAGGAAAAACCAGUUUCUGAAAAGAAAGCAGCAGAACCUGAAAUAACCAAAGAAAAACCCAAACCUGUGCCAAAGAAGGAGGCUGAAGUCAUCAAAGAGAAAGUUAAACCAGCUCCUGAGAAGAAAGAGCCUGAAGGCAUUAAGGAAAAAGUUAAACCAGCUCUUGAGAAAAAAGAGGCUGAAGUCAAGGAGAAAGCAAAACCAGCUCCUGUAAAGAAAGAAACUGAAGUUAUCAAAGAAAAAGCCAAACCAGCCCCUGAGAAGAAAGAGGCUGAAGUCAUCAAGGAGAAAGCUAAACCAGCCCCUAAGAAGAAAGUUCCUCUAAAGAAAGGUGUUUCUGCUUUAAAGGCUGACGUCAUCAAAGAGAAAGCUAAGCCAGCCCCUGAGAAGAAAGAGGCUGUAAUCGUUAAGGAGAAAGCUAAACCAGCCCCUGAGAAGAAAGAGGCUGAAGUCAUCAAGGAGAAAGUUCAGCCAGCUCCUGUAAAGAAAGAGCCUGAAGUUACUAAAGAGAAAGCUAAACGGACCCCUGGGAAGAAAGAGGCUGAAGUCAUCAAAGAGAAAGCUAAACCAGCCCCUGAAAAGAAAGAGGCUGAAGUCAAGGAGAAAGCUAAACCAGCUCCUGUAAAGAAAGAGCCUGAAGUUGCUAAAGAAAAGGCUCCUGAACCAAAACCCAAAAAAGAACCUGAAGCUGUUAAAGAGAAAGCUAAACCAGUCCCUAAGUUGAAAGAAGCUGAUGUCAUCAAGGAAAAAUCUAAACCAGCCCCUGAGAAGAAAGAGGCUGAAGUCAUCAAGGAGAAAGCUAAACCAGCUCCUGUAAAGAAAGAGCCUGAUGCUGUUAAAGAAAAGGCUCCAGAACCAAAACCCAAAAUAGAGGCUGAAGUCAUCAAAGAGAAAGCUAAACCUGUCCCUAAGAAGAAAGAGGCGGAAAUUAUCGAGGAGAAAAUUAAACCAGCUCCUAUAAAGAAAGAGCCAGAGGUUCCUAAAGAAAAGACACUUGAACCAACACCAGAACCUGCAAAGAGAGUUGAAGCUCCAAAGGAAAGGGCGAAACUAGUCCCUAAAGAAAAAGCACCUGAGAUAACUAAAGAAAAACCAAAACCAGCACCAAAGAAAGAGCCUGAAGUCAAGGAAAAGGCUAAACCAGCCCCUGAGAAGAAAGAGGCUGAAGUCAUCAAGGAGAAAGUUAAACCAGCUCCUGUAAAGAAAGAGCCUGAGGUUCCUAAAGAAAAAGCUCCUGAACCAAAACUCAAAAGAGUACCUGAAGUCAUCAAAGAGAAAGUAAAACCAGCCCCUGAAAAGAAAGAGGCUGAAGUCAAGGAGAAAGCUAAACCAGCCCCUGAGAAGAAAGAGGCUGAAGUCAUCAAGGAGAAAGUUAAAACAGCUCCUGUAAAGAAAGAGCCUGAAGUUCCUAAAGAAAAGGCUCCUGAACCAAAACCCAAAAAAGAAGCAGAAGUCAUCAAAGAGAAAGUAAAACCAGCCCCUGAGAAGAAAGAGGCUGAAGUCAUCAAGGAAAAAGUUAAACCAGCUCCUGUAAAGAAAGAGCCUGACGUCCCUAAAGAGAAGGGACCUGAACCAAAACCCAAAAGAGAAGUCAUCAAGGAGAAACCUAAACCAGCACCUGAAAAGAAAGAGACUGAAGUCAUCAAGGAGAAAGUUAAACCAGCUCCUGUAAAGAAAGAAGUCAUCAAGGAGAAACCUAAACCAGUGCCUGAAAAGAAAGAGGCCGAAGUCAUCAAGGAGAAAGUUAAACCAGCUCCUGUUAAGAAUGAAGUCAUCAAGGAGAAACCUAAACCAGUGCCUGAAAAGAAAGAGGCCAAAGUCAUCAAGGAGAAAGUUAAACCAGCUCCUGUUAAGAAAGAAGUCAUCAAGGAGAAACCUAAACCAGUGCCUGAAAAGAAAGAAGCUGACGUCAUCAAGGAGAAAGUUAAACCGGCUCCUGUAAAGAAAGGGCCUGAAGUUGCUAAAGAAAAGGUACCUGAACCGGCACCAAGAAUAGCACCUGAGAUAACCAAAGAAAAGCCAAAGCCAGCACCAAAGAAAGAGGCCGAAGUCAUCAAAGAGAAAGCUAAACCAUCUCCUGAGAAGAAAGAAGCUGAAGUCAUCAAAAAGAAAGUUAAACCAACUCCUGUAAAGAAAGAGCCUGAAGUUGCUAAAGAAAAGGCACCUGAACCGGCACCAAAAAUAGCACCUGAGAUAGUCAAAGAAAAGCCAAAGCCAGCACCAAAGAAAGAGGCUGAAGUCAUCAAAGAGAAACCUAAACCAGUUCCUGAGAAGAAAGAGGCUGAAGUCAUCAAGGAGAAAGUUAAGCCAGCUCCUGUAAAGAAAGAGCCUGAAGUUCAUAAAGAAAAGGCACCUGAACCAGUGCCAGAACCUACAAAGAAAGUUGAGGUUCCAAAAGAAAAGGCAAAACCAGUUCUUAAAGAAAAGGAACCCAAAAUAACCAAAGAAAAGCCAAAGCCAGCACCAAAGAAAGAAGCUGUAGCCAUCAAAGAAGAAGCUAAAGCAGCCCCCGUGAAGGAAGAGGCUGAAAUUGUCAAAGAGAAAGCUAAAGCAACCCCUGUGAAGAAAGAGGCUGAAGUCAUCAAAGAGAAAGCUAAACCAGCUCCUGAGAAGAAAGUGUCUGAAGUCUUCAAGGAGAAAGUUAAGCAAGCGCCUCUAAAGAAAGAGCCUGAAGUCUCGAAAGAAAAGUUAUUAGAGCCAACACCUAAAAAAGAUGAUGUUGGUCUUACUGGUUUGAACUUGGAACUCCUGAACUCUAUCAACCAAAAACUGUCUCUUCUGGACUUACUGAGGAAGGACAUUGGUGAAAUGAAGAGUGAUCUGGAGUCCACUCAAAAUCAAAUCACACUUUUACGGAUGGACAACAGAACAAUCAAAGAGCCAGAGACUGUCGGUGUAAAGGUAAAAGCAGCGGUCUCCAAGGAAAAGCUGAAAACAGCAAAAAAAGACCGUGAUGCUCUGAUGAACGUUACUAAGACAGCACAUAUUAAAACAGAACGUGAUGCACUAAAAAACAUCACUAAACCAGCACCUGCAAAGAAAGAUAAAGAGGCUCCAAAAGCUAACAUCAGACCAGAGCCCAAAAAGAAAGAAAUCACCCGUGAGAAGGUCAAAGAAGAAAAGGAACCUUUAAAGAAAGAACCUGAGCAGGUCAAAGAAAGAGUAGUCAAGCCAACUGAGAAGGAACCUGUUGUGGACAAGGAAGUAAAAAGAGAAGAACCUGAUGUCACCAAAGAUAUUCCAGAGAUAGAGGAGGAGGACGUUCCCUACUUCCAGUGUUUCUUUGUGGAUGAGGAUGAUACUCAGUAUCCGUUCUUCCCCUUUUCACCACCGCUGUGGUGAGUCCAGACAAACCUCGCAGUCUGAUGUUAAACAACAUGGCAAAGCCAGUGAAGACGGACCUGUGAACGCUGAGGAACCUGCUGCUCUGAUGCAGUGGAGAGCUUCACAGUAGGUCCUACAGCAUUACACCAGCAACGACUUCCUGGAUUUUAAAACUGGAAAACAUCCUUCUCAAAUAAUUUGUCAUUUUGAAGGACAGAGAUUGCAAAUGUUGCACUAUUUAUUAUAUAAUCUUAAGGCUAUCCCUCUUUUUAUUAAUACCAUGGAUUUGCCUUUUGUUUCAGAAUGAUUAAUAUCUAUUUAUGUCCAAGAAAGAAUGUGAGUAUAGUUUGUCCAGACAGCACUGACUUGAAGUAAUGAAAGAACUAACUUCCUUUCUGAACACUGCAGUGGGUUCAGGAUCGUAAUAUUUUAUACAUACAAGGUACAUAACCUCAUUUUGAUGGGGUGCUAAUUCAAAGCAUUCCACUUUGUUUUCUGUCAGAAUGGGGUUUGAAAGUUGUUCACUGUUCGCACAACUGGAAGGGAGGAUAUAAUUAAUCAAGAAAUAAGUAAACAACGAUUUCAUGUAUCUUUUCUUAGUAAAACUGUUUACUAAACCGUUUACAGAAGUAACAACUGCACUGAGAAAUAAGAGCUUUCCACCGUAAGCUCAGUUCCUCUGAAUGUAUACAUAAUUUUAUUCAUUUUUAUUUUACUUUUUAUUUUUGUUUUAUUUCUCUCCUUUUUUUAGCUUUCCGUACAUUUUAUUUCAUAUAACUUGUCAAACUUUUUAUAAAUCACAGAGGAAACAAAUAUGUUUUAUUUAGUGCUCUUUAUAAAUGAACACACUGGAUUUUGCAUAACAAAAUGAAACUAAAAUGUGGUGCUAAAUCCAAGAAAAUGCAUUAAACAUCAAUGCAACUGCAUUGUUUUAAUAUAUUACAUUGCAAACCCUACUGUUUUUACAUUUCUCCGCAUAACAAUAGUUGUUAGAUAACAGUAGUAUGUAAGAUAAUGUCUGUAAAAAUGUGGAUGUGUUUUUGCAAUGUUACAUGGAUAGUCCUACCUAACAUAGAGCAGCCAAUUAAAUGGCAUUCUGAAUUGUCUAUUGCACAUUAUACUCAUACAGAAGAUAAAAUCAUGUGCCAGAUGAAAUGUAUUGCAUGCAACCUCAGUGUUUCUCAGCACUGCCCCUGGUGGCUCGCUGGCUCAUUACUUCAUUACUUGAUUUAAUGAUGUUAGUGAGUGUUUAAUGGUGUGUACUAGUGAGACACACCAUUAAACUAGUGUGCCGGUGGGCCGCCCCGGAGACAUUUCUUUUACUGCCGCUGUCUUUUCUGCAGGAGUUCAGCAUGUGGCUCCAUUGAGGAUAAACUCAUGUCUGUACAAAGAGCUUUUUUUCUCUGAUGUAUAGUAACUUAGGGUGACUGUAGAUUCUAUUUUCCCCAGACAUGUCCUGGCCAGGAUUUCUAAAUGGCCCAAAAUGUCUGAGUUUUGGCUUUUUUUUUGUACUUGCUGAAGGUAAUGACUGAAAAGUAGUUUGUGCAGGCAUUGUGCUUAAUUGACCAAUUGUUGCGUGCAAGAAGGUGGGAUGCAGAGAACGGUCAAAGCAAUGCAAAUACAUAUAAUGUAUGAGGACUGUAAAUAGCAUGUCAGUAAG
Molecule: messenger RNA, 10431 nt
Organism: Sinocyclocheilus anshuiensis
Lineage: Eukaryota; Metazoa; Chordata; Actinopteri; Cypriniformes; Cyprinidae
Product: titin-like
Exons: 119
Coding region: 306-8789 (2827 amino acids)
Cellular component (GO): sarcoplasmic reticulum; membrane
Molecular function (GO): signaling receptor binding
Source: RefSeq, a predicted model, not a curated record